Molecule: messenger RNA, 3159 nt
Organism: Caretta caretta (loggerhead turtle)
Lineage: Eukaryota; Metazoa; Chordata; Testudines; Cheloniidae
Gene: LSP1
Product: lymphocyte specific protein 1
Biological process (GO): signal transduction; muscle contraction
Molecular function (GO): actin binding; calmodulin binding; myosin binding
Source: RefSeq, a predicted model, not a curated record
GAACAGAAGGAGAGAAAAAGAUGAGAAACAACGAAGCAUAAACCAGAAGGAGUGUAAGAGAGGAGAGAUAGAAACAGAUAGCCAAAGAGAAGAAGAAUAGCCUUUAGAGCAAAGGAGACGUUUAAGCUUUGCAUUGAGCUCACUCAGCAGUCAGAUGGGAGCAGGGAGGGGACCCUGCUUUGCCUCGGACUACAAAGCUGCUCUCUGAAAGAUUUUUCUCUGACAUUUCCACUAGGCUGUGGAGGAGGUAGAGGUGGAGGAGACAAGAGGGGGGCUGAACAGGGGGGCUUAGAGAAACAAAAGGAAACCAGCUGCAGAACUUCCUGAAGAGAGAGAGACGGAGAGGAUUAUUUUUAUUUAUUUUUUUUAAAAGGAAAAUUAAAAAAAGUAGGGAAAGGAGGUUUAGCAGCCAGGAUCUGUGAGCCUGCCCUGAGAUCAGCCUCUUCCACAAUGACCAGUGCAAUCCUGAGGAGGAAUUCCAGCAAACAAGGCUUACAGAACCUCAUAAGGCUGACAGCACAGUGGAGUGUGGAGGAUGAGGAAGAGGCAGCAAGAGAGCGACGUAGAAGGGAACGGGAGAAACAGCAGAGGUCCCAGGCAGAAGAUGGCUUGAACAACACCGACUCCUUGUCAGAGAGUGGGCUGCCAGUACAGGAAAACCAGUUUGACUUUAAGCCCUCAGGGACCUCAGAGCUGGAAGAGGAUGAGGGGUUCAGCGACUGGUCUCAGAAGCUCGAGCAGCGCAAACAGAGGUGGGCUGCAGAGGGAACACAAGAGGGGGAGCAAACAUGCCCCAGGGAAUGGACACAGGCCCAGGAAGCAGCGCCUACUUGCAUAGGAGAAAGGUCUCCAAGACACUCCUAUGAGGAAGAGGACAGUGGUCUGAGGGAAGCUGAAGUCAAGCUGGAGCAGGUCCAGCUGAAUCAGGAGGGCCCGGAGGAGAUUCCCGGGGAGAAUGAGGAGAUGAAGCAGGAGCCGCUGGAGACAGAGGAGCCUCAGCAACUUUUUGAGGCAGAAUGCAUUCAAGAGCAGCAGGAGGAAGAGGAGGAGGAGAAAGCUGGGCAGGAGGAGAAAAAGAGGAGGAGGAAUGAGGAGGAGGAGACACCAGAAAAACGCCAGAAAGCUCCGAGCACCUCCAGCAUGGAAGGGGAAGAGGAUGAACAAUGUGAUGGCCAGUCCCCAGCGAGUUCCACAACGAUCACAGACCGAACUGAAUCCCUGAACCGCUCCAUAAAGAAAAGCAACAGCGUGAAGAAGACUCAGCCACCACUUCCUGUUUCCAAGAUUGAUGACAGACUGGAGCAGUACACUCAUGCCAUUGAGACAUCCGAGAAGGUUCAGAAACUUGUCCGACAAUCUUCCCUUGAACUUGCCACCACAAGCAUGGUUGUAGCCAGCACAAAAAACCUCUGGGAGACUGGAGAGGUUGCAGCUCAGUCCUCUGUUAAGUCCCCAUCCUGUAAGGAUAUUGUAGCUGGAGAUAUUGUGAAUAAGCGAAGCAUGUGGGAACAGAAGGGUACCCCCAAAAAUGAAGGCAACAUCAAGACCUCCACUUCUGGCAAGAGGUACAAGUUUGUAGCAACUGGACAUGGCCAGUACAAGAAGGUGUUGAUAGAUGAUGCAACGGAGCAAUAGCGUGUGUGGAGUACCAAUGAACCAGCGGAGCUUGGUCCUGACUAGAUGCAACCCUGUACUCAACGCUGAUGCUUCCUCUGCUAUAAGGGAGAUCACUGAAGGAUGUCUUUCUCCCAGUCCCUGGCAGGCAACUUCUCUCUGCUCCAGAACAGCCUGGCUGUAUCCUCGAGUGGGAGCAUCACCCCACGCUGCUUUUGUGUGGAUGAAAGGAACAUAAUCAGCUGGCUAUUGUUCCUCCCUUUAACUUUCUAAAUGACUCUUUGCUGUUUUGUAUUUGGCUCCUCUGGGCCCUUUUGUUUCCAUGCUGGAGAUGGGAGGCCAUUACUUCGGCCCUCUCUAAUCUCUUGAACACAUGAAAAGAAGAAUCUGCCAACUUGCCUAAUCAAGCAGGGGGUAGAAGGCAUCUCAAUAACCAUUGAGAAACCUCCAGCUACUAACUCUUUCGGGGUAGGAGGGAUAAAGCUGAACAGAAAGAUUAAUGGGUAUGGUGGGAAUGCUCAACAGAUGAGGUUGGUGGACUGAUUCUUAGAACCACCUCUACUCUGGCCUCCAUAAUCCAGUGGAAUCACAACUGUACUGGCAACCUAGACCAUGUCAUAGGUAUCAAAGAACCACCAUGUUCUUCUGUGAGUGGGGAAAACUUACCACCUGUUUUUUUUUUUUCCAUCUCUUCACCUGUGCCUCUUCUGCUGUGAACUUUAAUACGAGGUGGGGAAAACCUAUGACUGACCCUCUCCAGGCCAGGUUAGUCUAUGCCAGCUGAAUACAAGAUUCUAAUCCAGACUUUUCGAAUUCUACAGCUGUUUCCAUACUGAGGUGGUCCCUUCACCUGUCCAUCACAGUGCCAAUCUCUUCCAGACCCUACUGUCCCAUGUGAACAGUGGCAGCCCAGACUUUGGGUUUGAGCCCAUGCAGUAGCUCUUACCUUUUGGUCUCUGCUGAUGAGUCUGAGGGUUCCUUUUCUAUUUGCUGCAUACUCAAACCCACUGAGAUAAUCUUUUUAACAUGAGCCCCAGUGGAGCUGUGUCAAGUACUCCUGUCAAAGUGCAUCAGCAAACUUUGUCCUGUGCUCCUGUGUGUGGACUGUGUUGGUGCAGCUCGGAAACCAGCCAUUUUCACCACUUUUCGCCCAUUGGCGCUGCCUAGGUAGAAGGGUGUUCUGGGGAGGUAGGGGCUGCUUGUAGGGGUGGGGAGAGCCCUUGAAGAUUAGUAAACCUCAGACCUCCACGGUAACCCGACAGGAUUUGGUUUGCUCCCAGUCCCUGCAGACUAACUCUCCCGGGUCAAUCUGUAAACUCCUUCAUGUCCUCUAGCCCACAGUCUUUGGCACAUCCCUGAUCUUCUCUCAUUAAAAAUGUUUCUGUUCUUCCCCCUGCAACUUGCUUCUGUUAUCCUCAGAUAGGAAUCCCUGUCUUAUGGGGCCUCUCUCAUCCCUCAAUUUGCUUACUGCUUUAAUUGAUUCUGUCCUGGAUUUACUUUUGUGUGUGUGAGCAUUUAAUAAAAUGUCUGAGGAAGAUAUUGUAA